AUGUCUCGAUUCCCCGGCUCCCGUGGCGACAGUCGCACGCACCCAUCGUCACUCCCGCCAUCCCUCUCCCACCGGCCCCGGCCCCUCAAAUUCUGGCCCUUCGCGCUCGUCGGCCUCUCCUCCAUCGCCAUCGCCAAGAUCUCACUACACCCGCGCCUGAAGCUCACGAAAGACGCCGCCGGCUGGACCUUGCGCUACGAGUACGCCAAGGCGCACGACCCGGGCCCGCGCGACAAGGGUCUGGAAUUUCCCGCGCCCCGCGACGUGGCGGCCACGGAGGAGGAUCUGGCGAGGAAGCGGGAGAUGGAUAAUCGCAAGUGGAUUUUGGACACGGGGGCCACGUCGCACAUGUGCACGAAUCGGGAGCUGAUGCAUAGCUAUACGGAGCUGCCGUGGGGGCAGCAGCAGAGUGGGUUUGUGAGCGCGAGUGGGACGCUGAGCCAUGUGGUGGGGAUUGGGAGCGUGACGUUAGACACGCAGGCACGGGUGCUGGGGAAGGAGGGGGCGGGGGCGGGGUCGGGGUCUCAGCAGCAGGGAUGGCGGAAUAGGGUCACGUUGAAUGGCGUGCAGUUCUUUCCUACCAAGGGCGUGAACCUGAUGAGUUGGAGUAUGUUGAAGAGGACGGCGACGAAGCAUGGUGUGAGGCUGAGAUUGGUCGAGGGCGAGGAUUGGCUUUUGCAUGUGGUGAAGACGGAGAAGAGUUGGAAUGGAGUGGCGAGUGCGAAGGAGAAGGAGACCGUGGUGAUGAGUUUCAGGCCGGAGAGGGGCUUGUACGUGCUUGUGCAGCCGGAUGGGAUGGGUCAGCAGGGCAAGAAGAGCUGA
This is a messenger RNA of Cyphellophora europaea CBS 101466, 822 nucleotides long. RefSeq lists its product as uncharacterized. The transcript has a single exon. NCBI's taxonomy places the organism in Eukaryota, Fungi, Ascomycota, Eurotiomycetes, Chaetothyriales, Cyphellophoraceae. The coding region runs from base 1 to 822 and encodes 273 amino acids. The record is from RefSeq and is a predicted model, not a curated record.